Dermacentor andersoni is the source of this 1167-nucleotide messenger RNA. RefSeq lists its product as uncharacterized. The record is from RefSeq and is a predicted model, not a curated record. NCBI's taxonomy places the organism in Eukaryota, Metazoa, Arthropoda, Arachnida, Ixodida, Ixodidae.
AUGCAGCAAGGCAGCCUUGUAAAGCCAGUUCGAUUUCUAACGAGAAAACACGUGUUCCCCACAAACAUCGAAAAAAUGAACGUAAAAAGAGCAAUCCAAGUUUUGUCUCCUGCGGUGACAGCGGCACUGAAGCUCCUGCAAGAGCAAGUGGGCCACACAUGCGACGCAAGUUUCGCAGGUGUCGGACCGACGGUUGAAUUCAUGGACACCGCGCACCGCUGGUUCAUGCUCAUGGACGUCAGCAAUUGUACCCAGCACAUACACCAGAACAAUGCAGAUUGCAAGCAGUUCGAAUCUACAAGCGAUAAACGGCUAAUCUGGCUUGAAACAAGCUUCCUCGACUACCUGGCCGAUCUCGAAAGCCAGUGCCUGGCGAAGAACUUCUUAACCAAGGAGACUUACGAAGGCCUGGUGAUGACAACUCGUUCAAAUGUUGAGCGCAUUCGAUAUCUUCUUGAAGAGGUGCGCUUUCACUUUGUUUUAACGAGAAAAAUGUCGUCUGACCCAAUCGAGCCGUUUUUUGGCUGGCUGAGGAAGUCAGCAGGUUCAAAUGAUCAAACGGAUGCCCGAGAUGUUCUGUCAGGUAUUGAGAAGACUCUGAAGACUGGCAUCGCAUCGGCGGCUGGUACGAGCAACGUAAUGGCAGCAGAAGGCAGCGAUUGCCUGUCAACGCUGCCGCAACAGAAAAACACAAGGGAAGGAACCAGCGAGGAAUUCCGUGCAGAUGCAUGUAGAGACCUCACAGAGCGACUCAAGCGAGGACAGCCUCUGCUUCCUACUCCAGAUGUCGCAGCAUUGGCUAUGGUCGGCGGCUACUUGGCAAGAGCUGUACAAGAAAAUAUCAAUUGCGAGGAGUGCGUCAGCCUGUUAAAAAAGCCAAACGCCUCGGCGCCCUCGGACUCGCUGAUAAAGCACCAAGACCGCGGUGGACUCAUCUACCCAUCUGGACAACUUUUAGCGGUUCUCUACGCAUUAGAGAAAUUUAUCGACGUUCUUCUCGCAAGAAGGAGGCACAUGAAUCAGCCUUCGAAGGAGGCUGUGAGUAAUGCCGCUGCAAUACUCCGCGAGCACAAAACCUUGACGUGCUCGACGCCAGGACACCAAGAGAACCUGCUGCAACUGUUGCUGACAAAGCUUUUUCGCCUAGUAUUCACAAAUUUGCAAUGA